UGGGAUGGAGGCUGGGCCUACAAGCGGUCACGGGCGUGAUCUUUCUCACUUUCCUGAUGGGGACAUUCUACAGAUCGGCGUCUCUGUACCACCCGCAGCGCCGCGCCAUCUUGCACCUGAAGAACCAGAAGCGCAAAGUGAAGGAGAAGAACCGCCAAGACGACAAGCCGCCCUUCUUCGACCUCACCACCCUCAGGAGCAGGACAGUACAAAUCCUCCUGGUGUCCAUAGGACUCUCCUCCUUCGGCAUUACCACUCCUAUUAUUUAUUUGGCACACCAAGCCGAAGAAGAGGGCCUCGAAGAUUCGUCCGUCCUCCUCCUGCAGACGUACCUGGGCGUCGGCUGGGUCAUCGGCUGCUGCGCCUUCGGCUUCGUCGUGGUGCAGAAGAACACAGAGUGCCGGGUAGGGCGCCAGUACCUCUGCCAGGCGUCCAUGUUCCUCUGUGGCGUGGCUACCCUCGCCUUCACCGCUGUAGAAGGUUACCAUGGUUACGUGAUGUUCGCCUGGCUGUACGGAAUCUUCUGUGGUGGGUUUCAUUACUCCCUGAAGAUGUACACGUACGAAAAAGUCCGUGCCCGGAACUUCGCCCGUACCUGGGGCUUCGUGCAGUGUUCCCAAGCGAUUCCCACGGCCAUUGGUGUGCCCAUCACAGGGUACAUCAACAUUGGCUAUGGAGACAAAGCCGGUUAUUAUUUUUCAUCGACUUUCGUGAUUUUUGGAUCCAUGACAAUCUUUCUCAUCGACAUACAUCGAAGAAACGUUGCUAAGCAGAAGAAUAGUCAUAAGAACCACGAGACUUCGGAGUCUCACACCUGCGGGAAGCCCUCUUGCCCGGAGGGACGCCGCCGCGACUCCCUGGCCCACCUCACUUUAGACAACCCUAAAGGACACGCUCCGUCCCUGGCCGUCUUGCAGCAGCGGUCCUUCACCUUCGACCCCCAGGAGCCCCGGAGCAAGCCGGAGCUCACCUGCAUAUCUGAGGAAGGCAUCGCCGACAUGGACCUCCCGGACCACCUCUUCGAGGAGCUCGAGUACCUGGGCGACUGCAUCACCUCCUGCGACAAGGUCGAGAACUAUCUCAUGAUGAGCGAGUACGAGAACAACCUCAAACAUAACGACAUCUCGUCAGUUCCUUACAUCCUCGACAGACGGGGCAAGAGACGCCUGCUGUCACUGACGAGGCAGUCGUCUUCAUCCGCUGCCAACUGCAAAGAUGCCUCGUCGCCGAGGAAGCCCGAAAGGGCGGCUGCUUCUUCUUCUUCCGUGGGUGGUGGUGGAGGAGGAGGAGGAGCAGGAGGAGGAGGAGGAGGAGGUUCGGGCGCGGCUGGUGGUGUAGUGGCGCGGGUGGGUGCGGGGGGUGGUGUAAUGUGUGGCGCCACUUCGACUCAGGAGCAUCAGCCGCCCCCAAUCGCGGGCGCGCAGAGACCUACUACUCUGUUGUCGGGGAAUUUCCGCAGUAUUACAGUGAUAGAGGAAGCGUCUGUCUGAAAGUAGACUGUGACACAGCUAUGCCGCCUUCAUGGUGUCUAUUCUGCCUUCGUAGUCAAGAAUUGUGAAAUUAACCCGUCAUUUUGAACAGGAUAUUAAUCCUGAUUUUGAAAAGAUGUUUAUUAGGGAAAAUAUGAUAUCACUUGAAAGAUUCCUCCCGUAGGUAAGUGGCUGUUGCUUUACUUUUCUAUGGAAACGUCUUCCAUGAUAAGAAGGACAAUAGGCUGAGAAAUAUUUAUACGAAUCUGGUGGACUUCUUACUUACUUACAUAACAUAGGCUUCAUGAAAUCUUAGUCAAUUUGUUUUUAUACUCGAGAGAGCCAUUUGGGCGUGAGCUGCCACAAUUUAAUAUACUUUUUUAAAAACCAAAAAAGUUUUCUAAUUGAGAUGACUGAAUGAAUUAGGCGUAGUCAUGACCAAUGCUUUCUGCUUCCGUCAGGAGAAUUACGCAUGUGUGAAUUCGAGGCAGUACUGUGUCUUGCAGUGUAGAAUAAUAAUAAAUAUGGCCUAGGAUUGGAAUUCCAGUCGACUGAUGAAUACAGUAGCCAAAUUUGAAAGUAUACUCAAGAGGUAUACUAAGCCUUCUGGGUAAUUACAGGCAGUCCCCGGCUUACGAUGGGUUUCCGUUCUUGUGAUGCGUUGUAAGCCGGAAAAUCGUCAAAAAUCUUAAGAAAACCUUACUUUUAAUGCUUUGGGUGUAUUAAAAUUAUGCAAACUGCAUGUUUAUUGCAUUUUUCAUCAAAAAAAACCCUUCAAAUAUUGAUUAUUUUGCAUUUUUGGAGUCAUAUUUCUGUCGGCAGAUCGGCAUCGAAAGCAUUAUAACACUGGAAGAUGCACACAUACCUGGAAAUCAUUUCUGAUGAAUAUGAUUGAAAAGCGUCAUAACCACGGAACGUCGUAAGCCGAACCCAUUGUAAGCCGGGGACUGCCUGUAAUUACAAAAGCCUAAUUUCAUAACCUUGAAAUUGAAGAUUAUUUACCAAACCACCCAGUCCAACUUGACUAAAUUAGCUCAUUGUAUGUAUAUCAAAUUUAAUUUAGGAAAUAUUAAAUGCAAUGCAGUGCUAUGAUCGUCAGAAAGUAAAACAAAGGAAUGCCACGCCCAUCAGAUAACUAGUCCAUUAUUGGGUAUCCAUUAAUGAGUGUUUUAGUAUUCAGUAAUACAAAUUGAACUUUUUGACAACCGAGUGUACCCAUUCACGACUUGCUGUAUGUCUCAGGCUUCCUGUCCCAACUUAAGCUGGACCACCAAGUUCAACGAAAAGUGUUGUAUACCGUCCAAAUUUAUAAAUGAUAAGGCCCCCUUAAUACAUGGAGUUUCCCGAAACUGUAAAAGUGUACAAUUAAGAUGAAGCUUUCACAUUUCACAAAUUUUGCACAUUUGCAUAAUACCCCCAAUAGCUUACCCCCCUCUGCAGGUAGACAAGUAUAUUUUGAAUGUGAGGCUUUCAAUGUAAAUUUUAUUGCACUAGGAUUUUAUUUAUUUUCCAUUAAGUCUUAGGAUUUUAUUUCUGAAUUUGAUGAAGGAAGUAGCCAAGUAUGGUUUCUAGGAUUUCAUUUUGAACUUUAUUCCAUAAUGGGAUUAACGGAAUACGUAUGUUUUCUUGGGAUUUGAUGUGCAGUAAAAUACUUUACAUAUAUGCGUCAGAUCCAGAUGAAAGAUUGUAGCAUAACAGUGGAACGUAUAGUUUUGAAAAUACUUUACAUAACAAGACAUUAUCUUCAGUUUAAGGAAUUCAAGAUAGGACACUAAAAGCAAAUCUUUUAACUUAAAAAGUCAGUUCCACCUUCCCGAAAGGUCGCUCACUCAAGUCUUCCUGCUCGUGUUAAGAAACCUUCCACUUUCUAUUCAAGGUCCAGCUCCCAAUUUAUGAAAAGCGAUAAGUGAAAGUAGGUCAUGUAUGUUGUUGAUUGAAAUAUGCAUAAAGGAUUAUUGUAUAGUGUAUCCCAUCCCAAAAUCUUACUCUAGGAAGUACAUCAUUGCUGCAACAGAAAGGCCAAAUUAUACGGCACUGUUCAGAAUUGUAUAACAUAUAUGCCUGUAUUCCAUUACUCUUUCAAACGCAUUAAUUCUUGGCUGGAAUUCCAGAUGAAUAUUCAACCCUGUGACUUUCGUUUGUGGAAGCAGUUGAAGCAUUAUUCAUGGUACUGAAGGCUUUUGAGAACUUCAUGAAUGUCACAAAUUUCUCUGACGGGAGUCCAGAGCUCUGAAAAAGAUGGAAGCAAAUAGUCAGUGUUUGUAAACUACUUAAUCAGCGCGAAAGAAGAGAGACCUAAUUUUGUAUGCAGUAUAUCACACAGUACCAUUGUUUAUACAACUUUAGACCAGGUGACCCCCAGCUGUAGUAAAAAAAAAAAAUGAUAAUAAUACAAUGCCAUUGAUAAAGUGAGCCUCAUUCAGUUGUUGUACUUUAGCUGUUUUGUUUCAUGCUAUUUUCCUGACAAAUAGCCUUGAGUGUUAAAAAUGCCAGUGACCACUAUUAGAAAUAGUAGUUGACAAAGCUCUGGUGCAAAGUGAAGCCUACUGGAAAACAAAUGGCCAGUAUCAUGUUGAAUUUAUAUAAGGGAAAUUUAAAAGAUUUUUGUAUUUUAUAAGUGUGAAUGAAGUCCAGGAAGUGAAUGAAAAGCAGAAAUACUAUAUUCAGAUUUUAUGUAAACAGUAAUAAUCCAUUACUUCAUACAGUCUUAUCAACUCGGGCCGCUCCAUUGCAAACAUUUUGUAGUUGCAGCUCCCAGUUGAUUGGAAUGAUUAAAACUACAUCAUUAAAAAAAUAUCUCCCAAGCUUGAAAUUGUUGCUACUUAGAACAUUAUUAGUCUCCGUGAAAGUAACUCGAAGAAAGUAGCCUCAUUUUGAGAUCGAAGUCUGUCUGUUGUACCAGGAACCGCUCUGAAACUACAGGACAAGAAUGUUGUACUGCGUAGCAGCACUCUUUGGAAAUAAUGUCUUCUCCUUUUUUUUGUAAUUUUAUGUGCUGCUUUUCAUGUGCUUCAAGUCAAGCUAGGGAGGUAUGUGCAAUUUCAUCAAUCCUGUAAAAAGCUCCUUUAAGUUGUAUGUGAAAUUGAAUUAAAUGUGGAAAAACC
This is a messenger RNA of Macrobrachium nipponense, 4573 nucleotides long. RefSeq lists its product as uncharacterized. The record is from RefSeq and is a predicted model, not a curated record. Lineage: Eukaryota; Metazoa; Arthropoda; Malacostraca; Decapoda; Palaemonidae. Gene Ontology annotation, molecular function: monocarboxylic acid transmembrane transporter activity. Bases 57 to 1490 code for a protein of 477 amino acids. The transcript has 6 exons. Gene Ontology annotation, cellular component: membrane.